Messenger RNA from Colletotrichum godetiae, 507 nucleotides. RefSeq lists its product as uncharacterized. The record is from RefSeq and is a predicted model, not a curated record. Bases 1 to 507 code for a protein of 168 amino acids. The transcript has 2 exons. Lineage: Eukaryota; Fungi; Ascomycota; Sordariomycetes; Glomerellales; Glomerellaceae.
AUGGAGACUCUAGGGCCCGUUGGCGGAAAGCAUCUUCGUCAGUUGCUAGACGACGACCUUUCCAAGUCAGAGGGUAGCAGCAGCGAAGGGGAAAAAAAAGAUGAUGAUGACGAUAGCGGCGGUGGAGAGCUCUCGCGCUGCUGCGACACAGACCGACCAAAACGGGCAUAUCCCCUCAUCAUCAAGGCGUCCAACGCAGAAUACAUCACCGUACACGACUACGUCUCGGUGCUGCACCCGUGGCUGAUGGGGUUACGGCAGGACAUUGCGCAAGCUGACAACCUAAUGGGCGAGAGGACACCAGAGGAGUCUGAGAGUCUGGUGGUGGACAUCACCACCCUGGACUAUCUGAGAAUUAUGAACGAGAAGCGGUUUCUUCGUUCCAGAUACACUGGUCCCCCCAUCCCGCUUCCGGACAUGAGCCAGGAGUACCAGGACUGGCCUUCGAAAUAUGUAUUCAGGGAGGACGUUCCGUUUUCGACUAAAAGGCCGCCACCCCCGCCAUAA